Messenger RNA from Gongylonema pulchrum, 393 nucleotides. The record is from the annotation of a GenBank genome assembly. Lineage: Eukaryota; Metazoa; Nematoda; Chromadorea; Rhabditida; Gongylonematidae.
AUGGAGGAUGCUGCGAACCAGUCGAAAGCGGAGAGAGAAAGUGGGAAAUCAACUCUCACUCCACUGCAGUUAGGCUGGAAACUCAUGGAAGCACAGAACGAAAUAGAAAUGGAGGAAGUGCAGAAAACUUGGUGUUCUGGUGAGGAAUUUACCCAAAUUCCGCUGACUUCGUAUAAGCGGCUCAUGGAUAAAGCGUUGAAAAGCAAUGAAAGAUUGUGCGCUGAUCCAACGGUUCCAGCGACGCUCAAACAGGCUUUACACGACUGGCAAGAUGUUGCGGUACUGAAUUUUGGUAUAAUGGGAAUUCUUGACCACCAGAAUCGCUGCGUUCAUCGCUACGCAAGACGACACUGGUUUCAACCCAAGUUUGCUCUCCGAGAAGACGGAUAUUGA